AUGAUAUUAUUGUUAUAUAUUUUCAUUGCUUCUACUCAUUAAGCAUAAUAUACAUUAACAGUUAAGAAAGGUGAUCAAUAUGAAACUCCUACAUAUCCUGCACAUUAAAAGAACUUAGAAGUUGUUCAAAUAAGAAUUAAGUUAGGUCUCACUGCAGCAACUUAUGUUGUUCCUCAUAAUGAAAAUUAAAUGAGAUGUAUGACUUCUUGGAAUAAGUUAUAUGGCUAUUCUAGAUGUCUAGGAUCACUCCAUCAUAAAGAUAGUGAUAGAUUUGUUUUUAGAAGAGCUUAAUCAUGUUUGAAAUAUAAUGAACAAGGAGUAUAUGAAAUACCAAAUUGUCAAGAAAAAGAUUUAGUGGAAAUAGCAGCAUAUGCUUAUGAUAAUAGUGUAGUUCCCUAUGAACAUCCUGAUCAACUUAUAAGAAUUUUUAAUACUAAGAUUAGAACAGAAGUUUGGUAUUAAUAUCGUUUGAUAUUUUUGGCUGAUUCAACCAUUUAUGAAUUAAUGGAUGACAAUGGAUAUACACUUGAAAAAUAAACAAUUUAACAUAGAACUUGUUAUGCAUGGAAGAAUGGAUAUAGACUCAACCUAUAUUUUGGAGGUGUUUGUGAAGCCCCAGUAGAUAUAGUAGCUGAUCAUGUUGAUUAACUAUGA
This is a messenger RNA of Paramecium primaurelia, 654 nucleotides long. Lineage: Eukaryota; Ciliophora; Oligohymenophorea; Peniculida; Parameciidae. The record is from the annotation of a GenBank genome assembly.